UUGCCCCAUGCUGGUUUUACCCAUGUGUCUGUGGGGUAAAACGCCCCCCUCACCACAUCAUACAUUUGUAGGAUUAAAAUAAACCACUUUUAUGAUUUAUUUUCACACAAAAGCUGUUGCUCCAUUAAUGUUCAAUACACACAUAUAUGAUUAUUCUGCAAUCAUACACUAUGGGAGUAGUGAAAAGAACAUUUGCCUUUAGAUCCGUUGUAUAUAUUUUUCUUAACACAAGAUAUUUUGAAGAACAUUGUGAACCAACUAACAUUUGAGCCCAUUAACUUCCUCUGUAUGGACAAAAAUAAAAACACAGACAUUUCUCAAAAUGUCUUUUUAUGUUCCACAAAAGAACGAGUUCCACAGACAAAAGAGCAGUGUCCCUUUAAAGAUAUGUGGCUAUAACCAUAUUAAAAUGCCAACUCAGUUUUGUAACGCAUGGAUAGUAUAUCUUUAUUGAAUAAGUUGUUUUUGGUAGGACAGACUUUUGACGAUCAUUGAUGGAUUCCGACCACAUUAAAGGGUAACGUGCAAAUACGUGUCAUAGGUUAGCUAAUAAAGGUUAAAAAAAAAUUAAAAAAUUAUUAAGUGUUGAAAGAAGGAAUGAAUCAGGUGAGCAAAGUUUACUUUGGCCUAUUUUUAUUAAUAGUAUUAAUGAUGACGAUAAUAAUGUAUGUCAACGUGGGUUCUAGUGGCGGGAGUGAUUUGCAUAUGCAAUGUGCAUGCAUAAAUAAUGAACAGAUUACUGUAUAAAAGUUGCAGUACUGAAACAAGUGGCGUGAUUGGGCCUGUAACAAUGGUAUAAAUACGUGAUAUUUACAACAACGAUAACAACACGACGGCGGGGUGUGCGUGACGUCACUAACGACGCCACGCAGGGACAAACGCUUAUCGUUUUCUGUUUCAGCCGUUCAGUGUCAGGAUGAGCUCCUCUGUGGCCUCUAAGACUCAUGAACAUGCAGCAUCUGCAGACGACGGUCAUGUGUCUGAACCUGUCGCUGUCACAGUCAGUCAAAGUUCACAGUUUAGCCUGAUGGAAAUGAAUGAGGUAGAGUACUUACAGCACAUUAUCCAGAGCCAUAUGGAUGCUCAGGUGACAGAGACCGACAGCUCAGGCUUCUCACACCUUGAGGGAAGCCUGUCUGAUGACACAGAGAGGCAGAUCAGCUGCUCACCGUCGGUGUGCAAGUCAGACGUCACACCAGAUGAGCCGCGCUCCGUAUCCAUUCAGGAGAUCAAGAUGCUGCUGGUAAACGAGCCGAACGGGGUGCUGGGAUGUGAAACGACACCUUCCAGCGGUGUAGAGGUUCCAGGAUCUGUGCUGGACAGAGUUCAGUGUGCUGAGGAGGAGAGGACAGAUGUGCGCCAUCGGAGAGGGACACGGCUGCUGGAGGGGCGAUCGAGCCCACCUGCACGAGUCUGCCUGGAGAAAAGAUUUUUAUCAGUGCUUUGUCACUCUACGAACACUCCAGGAAUAUCCACACAUGCACAAAUUGAGAAAUGGAGUAAACCAGACAAGAUGGUGAAAAUACAAGGCACUUAUCCAUAUGAAGGACAUCUGUUCAAAACUGGUGGUCAACAGUCUGAGCUGAUCAUCCCUACAGAGUUGACCUUCAGUUUCAGAGCAGAUAAGGGUUCAGAGUCAGUGAUGAGAGCUCCGUUUGUCAAUUACACUGACACUGCUGACCAGCAAACUGCCACCACACUGAAGAAUGAGGUGGUGGGUAAAGCUGUGCGUCCCAUCAAGCGUGUCCGGCCAAGGGCUCUCAGGUCAUCUAAUAUCAUACAGGGCUCAGACAACUGGAAGACAUGUGCCAGUAUGUCCUUUACUAAACGUGACAGGACGAGACCUCUCAUGGAUCAAACUCAGCGCAAAGAAGUUCACAAUAGGAAGGAACGUGAUCGCAGGAGAAGAAUCCGUCUGUGCUGUGAUGAAUUGAACCUGCUGGUGCCGUUCUGUUAUGCUGAUACUGAUAAAGCCACUACACUGCAGUGGACCACAGCCUUCCUCAAAUACAUUCAAGAAAUACACGGAGACUGCCUUAAACAGGUUCCCUCAAACAUGCCACUGUUUUGUGUUUAUGAUUUCCAGAGAACUUUCUGCGGCAAGACUGGACUGCGGCUGAAGCCCAGUUGUGUUUCAGUAGCACAUCCUCUCGAACCCUGUCAAAACAUGACAGAACCUGAGAACACUUCACACAACUGACUUCCUGUUUUCUGCUGCAUACAGAUGCUCAGAGUUCUGAAUGUGAAACUGUAGUUUGUCAUUCAAUUAACAUUUUUCAUGUGGGUUUAUUGUAUGACCUGUUUCCAGUUGUCCAUGUCCAGCCCAGUUUAAAUGUGCACGCAGUCAGGACCAUGACCAUUUGUUCUGAUAGGCCAGGUCGAGUGAAGAGCGAGGCUUAACACAUUGUUUUGAUUGUUUGGAGACCAAAACAAAAUGACAUGACUGCAGAGGGCACUCAGUGCCUUUAAAGGAAUGUAAGAAACUACUGUAAUGCAGUUCAACUGUUGAACGAGAGAAAAACUGUGAUGUGUAUUUUUAUUAAUGUUUGUAUUUUUAUGCCUUGUUUCUUUUGAAGGGCAUGGCCAUUGUAUUAUUGUAUUUUAUAUAAAGAGUACUUUAAAUAAAAUAUUAUUUAAUACAUUUA
This is a messenger RNA of Ctenopharyngodon idella (grass carp), 2645 nucleotides long. RefSeq lists its product as uncharacterized. Gene Ontology annotation, molecular function: DNA-binding transcription factor activity, RNA polymerase II-specific; RNA polymerase II cis-regulatory region sequence-specific DNA binding; protein dimerization activity. Gene Ontology annotation, cellular component: nucleus. Bases 917 to 2200 code for a protein of 427 amino acids. The transcript has 7 exons. Gene Ontology annotation, biological process: spermatogenesis; regulation of DNA-templated transcription. Lineage: Eukaryota; Metazoa; Chordata; Actinopteri; Cypriniformes; Xenocyprididae. The record is from RefSeq and is a predicted model, not a curated record.